Messenger RNA from Stylonychia lemnae, 798 nucleotides. NCBI's taxonomy places the organism in Eukaryota, Ciliophora, Spirotrichea, Sporadotrichida, Oxytrichidae. The record is from the annotation of a GenBank genome assembly.
AUGCCUGAUGGUAGUUAGCAUCAGCUUCAUUAUUUGACUAUUAGUAAUAGAGAGGCCCUUUAAAGUAUUUACAUUGAAAGCUUGCUUUAAGUGAAUAUUAAUGAGACUGAUUUAAUAUCUGGAGUAUAUGAAGGUGGACUAAAAAUAUGGGAUUGUUCUAUUGAUCUUGUCAACUAUAUAGCUGAAAACCCUAAUAUCUGUCAUAGCAAAUCUGUAAUAGAACUGGGAUGUGGAUAAGGAUUGCCAGGAUUAUUGUGCUUAACAAAUUUUAAUGCAUAAUAUGUGGUCUUUUAGGAUUAUAAUAAGGAUGUGUUAGAUAAUGCAACUAAAAAAGUUAUUGAAAUGAAUUCUUAGGUUGAUUUGAGCUUACUUCAACAAAAAUAUCAACUAUUAGCAGGAUCAUGGGAAACUCUAUGCAAGUAGAGGCAAGACUUCUAAGGAAAAUUUGACCUGAUUCUAAUGAGUGAAACUCUAUACAACAUUAAUUACUAUGACCAACUUGUAUAAUUCAUUGACCUCUGUUUAAGCAAUGAGCCUAAUUCUAUGGUGUUGAUUGGUACUAAAACCUUUUACUUUGGUUUGGGUGGAGGCUAUUUCGAAUUCUAGAAAUACUUAGAUACUAAUUGGAAAGGUAAAUUUAGAUUAGAAGUGGUAAAAAAGCUCAACGACAUGAAAUCCAUUGAAAGACUAAUUUUGAUAAUGAAAAGAUAAACUGAAAUUGAAAUGAUCAGUUAAGACCUCGCUUCAAAUACUCUUGAGGAAUAAAUUGAAAAAUCAGAUUUUAUGCUAUCUUUUUGA